Molecule: messenger RNA, 9211 nt
Organism: Myotis davidii
Lineage: Eukaryota; Metazoa; Chordata; Mammalia; Chiroptera; Vespertilionidae
Gene: ZNF451
Product: zinc finger protein 451
Exons: 4
Coding region: 115-1788 (557 amino acids)
Biological process (GO): regulation of transcription by RNA polymerase II
Cellular component (GO): nucleus
Molecular function (GO): sequence-specific DNA binding; DNA-binding transcription factor activity, RNA polymerase II-specific
Source: RefSeq, a predicted model, not a curated record
CUGGGCGGGAAGGGAGGUCGUGGCGGUGGCGGUGUCGGCAGCAGGGACAACAGCCACAGCGGCGGCCACGGGGACAGCAGCAGCGCCGGUGCUGUCAGUGAGGCCGUCGGAGAAAUGGGAGACCCAGGGCCGGAGAUAAUAGGAUCUGUCCCUCCAGCGGGGCCUGGGGCAUCUGAGUCCGCAGCGGAUGAAAAUGAAGAUGACAUUCAGUUUGUGAGUGAAGGACCAUUAAGACCUGUUCUUGAAUAUAUUGAUCUGGUCAGCAGUGAUGAUGAAGAACCUAGCACCUCUCAUAGUGAUAGAAUGCCUGAGUCUAAGGUGCCAUCCUCUGAGAAUCAUCGCCCAGAAAUGUGCUCUAGCUGCAAUGUUCCUCUUCCCAUUGGAGACAGCAGCUCCUCUGGGAGUUGUACCAGCAGUCCACAGAGGAUAGUUUCUCAACCUUCUUCUGUUGAGAACCCAUUGGAGAAUCAAAAAAAUGAUCAAAAUAAUUCAGAUUUUAAGAUCUCUGAGACAGAUACACUUAAACCAUCACAAAAUUAUCAGAAUCUGCCUUCAUCUCCACUUCUGGUCCCCCAAGAAUCUUUGGCCUCUUCACAGGUCAAGGAGGAUUUACUGCCAGAGUCUUCAGCUUCACAGCAUGGACAGGAUGCCAUCCUCUAUCUCCAGACACAAGUGGCUGAGAUGUCCCGAGUGAUACGUGAUCUACAGUCCAGGAGUUGUUUCAGAUUUCACCAUUCUAGGCCAAGUGAGAACUCCUCAGUUCCUUGGGACAUCACCUCCAAGGAAGAGAAUUUAUCCACAGUUGAAGAAGAAGCAGACUGCAAAUCCCCCUCAGCUGAUGACAAAGGACAGCCAGCUGAUCCCAGUCAGACCAGUUUCACAGGUCUUUUGAAGAGAAUGGAACAGAGAGGUGUUAUAAAGAGAGUAACAUUACAAUCUGAAGCAGAGUCAUGUGACGGGAAACCUGAUUAUGUGACUUCUAAAAAACGUCUGGUUCCUCCGCUGCAUCCUCUUCUGAGAAUUGCCACCACUGAGGUUUUUAAAGACCCUGCUGAUUGCCAUCCUUCUUCUUUCAUGGGACACAGGGUAUAUCCUGUGGCCAAGGAUACCUCUCCUUUUCAACCAAAUCCUCCAGCUGAGGGUCCCAUUGUAGAAGCAUUAGAGCAUAGCAAAAGAGGAAGCACAACAUCUCUUCUAGAUUCUACCUCAAAGGAAAUGGAGGUCAUGGGUUGUAGAUUUUACCAUGCUGCUUCCAUUGCAGCCCGAGCUGCUAGCUACAUGGCCUAUAUGACUCAAUAUCAGCGUAAACUCUGGGAAGACAUGGAGGAUCUGGUCCAUGACCCAGAGUUUGAUCGUGGAAAAGCAAGAUGUAUAAUAUCUGAUGGUAUGGAUGCAGGCCUUUGGCAGCUUUGUACUACUAGGGACAUAAUGGACUCUGUAGUCAGAGUUAUGGCAAUGGCAGUAGACUACAGAAGGCAAGCCUGGCUCCGACUUACAUCUCUCACUAAGAAAACCCAGGAGAAGAUCUCACAUUUGCCCUUUGAUGGCACUUCCCUCUUUGGACAAGAUGUGAAUGCUGUUGUUGCAGAAGAAAACAGUAUAAAAGAAAAUGACUAUAAAGACCACAACAAAUAUUAUAACCAACAUCGAUACUUUUAUAGUCAUGAUCAGAAAGCACAUUAUCACAAUAGAGGGUACUCCAAAGGAGAUUGGUACAAAUCCCGAAACCACCCCUAUAGAUAUAGAAAAAAGGGGGAAUCUCCAGAACGCCAUGGGUACAAGAAUUAAUAGCCUGUUUGUUUAGCAGUAUAGCCAUCCAGUAUCCUAAGUAUUUUACUUGCUCUUCCUGACUUAAACAGAUCUACAUGUAGGUGGUCACCUCAAAAACUGAAUGCAUGUAUGGAAUUGCUUCAGCUUACAUUUAAAUUCUAGACUCUUGGAAUGAAGUAUAUAAUAAAAUCAUGCUUAUCGACCAAGUGAGCAGUGGAGACUUUUCAUCUAAGUAGGGUUGGACAGAGAUUUACCCAUUAUUUCUGAUUCAAAGUAAGUACAGAGUAAGGUACUCAGGAAUCAGAAUCCUCUUGUGAUCAAAGAAAAACAUAAAGAUUUGUUCCUCAGGAAAAUCUUGCUGGUAAAUAUAUGGCCUGGAAAUAACCCACUAACCAGAUCUCUGUUUAACACAGAGACAAAUCCUUCAUUUUUAGGUUAUCAGUGCUUCCUUGUUCAGGCUUUGCUUGUCAGAUCUUCACAAAAUGACAGAUCUCUAUAUCAGGAUGAACUCACUGAGUGCAUACAACUCAAGCUCUGUGAGACUUCGAAAUCAACCAUGAAGCUGUAUAUCAAGAACUGGAAUUCAAGUCAAAUUUUGCCAAAUCUAGUUUGCUUCCAGUGGGAUGACUAGAUGUUACAGGUCUAUAGCGGGCACCAGCUGGAAAAAGACUUUUCUACCCAUAAUGUCUUUAGAAAUUUCAGUUAACUAUCUUCAUCAAGACUGGUUGCUAUCAUACCAUUACCACUCCAAGUUACAUUAUGAGAGAAUUCUUAGUUGUUGUCACUUACAAGCCUCUGACAUAUCAAACUCGUAUCAAUCACCAAGCUGUGAGACCCAGUAAUGGUGUUCUCUCAGGAUAAUCUGGACCUUUCAACAGGAUGACCUUCUUAAACCCACCUUCUAAACAGUUAAGAUUUUUGAGCUUGAUAAUUCAUUACACUUUAAAUACAAAACAAGAUAUGUAUAUUAGUGACCUGGAAAUAAAGGAUGUUACACCAUCUAGGCAUGCAAAUCUGAACUCUAAAAAGAGCAAGAAUUCCAAACAUGCCUGACAAUCCAGUUCUCUUACUGUCAUAAAGAGGAAUGCCAUCAAUUGAUGCUAUUGAGAAACCCAUAAGUUUUAGACUAUAAAUGUGAUGUAGUAAAGAGAACAUCUCACACAGUUCGGUUUCUGGAUAUCUAUUUAAAUGAUAUAUCCUUUAAUAAUUUCUUAAAAGUCUGAAAUCAAGACUUCAGUGACAUGUUCUUUGUUUAUUGUUCCCUUAACCUAGUCAGACUUUUACCGUGAGAGACGACCUUGGUUUAAUUAAUAGUUCUCCACUAUCCUGGAACUAGCAGCAGAUACCUCAAAUACAUGUCUCACAGUAUCUUUUCAAUCUCAAGGGAGUGGCUGUACUGUAUACCAGGCCUUAGAUCCUUGUCUUCGCAGCAUGACUUCAGAAAUGGAGAAAAUUGUCAAGUUUGAGGGGUCUGAAUACAUGACCCAGUAUUACUUGCUUGGCAGCCAAAAUAGUUUUUUUUAAUUGACAGACUUAUAACUUUGUAACUUGUUUGUCAAACAUCAACAUCUUUUUAUCUGCUUGAUCGAAAUAUUUUGGGUCUACUGUUAGUGGAAUAUAACACUGUUUUAGGAUUCAUGUGGUUUCAAUUUCUUGCCAUAGUUCUUGCAUAAUGGUAAUUGACGGUUUUCCUGGAGCCCCACUUUUUAAUAGCUUAUUGGAAUCUUAUUCUUUCUCUCCAUCACAACCAUAUUCAGCACUAUAUUUGUGCUAUAGAGGUUGAAGAGGCAAAAAAUCCCAACUUGAAAGAAGUUAUUUACUUAGAUACUUUAAGGGUAUUGUAUUAGUCCUAUUUGUAGAUUAAGUCUAAACUACAGCCUUGAGAGCAUCAUCUUGCAAGUUUGGUCAUAUCUAUGGUUAAUAUUUACCUUUAUAUUUCUGAAUUUCCACAAAGUUUUGCUUCUACUACUUUAGAUCCAUGCCAAUGCUAUAGGAACUGUCUUUCAAAUUGAACUUUAGAAGAGCAUUAAUUAACUGCCUAUAAAGAGUCAGGCCUUAGAAAUCAUACAAAGAUUUUAAUACAUGAUAUGUACUACACCAGUAAAGUAGCCUUAUGAUCCAUCAACAUGAGACUACAGUUUGUUCUGUGAAAGGACUAGGCACUGGAGAGAGAGAGAGACCUUGGAACUGUUCUGUAUGGCUGCACAUAGGUGUUCCAAAUUAGCUAAGGCUACUUCAGAGUGCUCCCACUUUUCCUUUCCUUCCUUGAAUUAAAUACUGGGCCACAAACUCAAAGGUUUUUGAGGUACUCUUAUUUUCCAGAAACCAAGCCAAACUAAAUGAUGCUUUAAGUAUGAUUUUUUGAAAUUGCUUUGGCACUUCUGCUUAAUAUGCUCCUCCUUUGUAAUUUUUUAUUGUGGUUUAAAGAAGACAACCUAAAAUUUACCACAUGAACCAUUCUUAAGUGUAUAGUUCAGUAGUAGUGUUAGCUAUACGUACAUUGUUGUGUGUAGCUCCUCCUUUCUUAAAUAUUUCUAAAACAGCAUUGCUAUUCUCUUUCUAUGUUAUGUUGCUCAGUAAUAAAGCUGAAAACUUUGCUUUAUCACUCUCUAAUUGCUAUGUCCAAGCCUCUCCAGGGGUAAAAAGGUAUUUAGAAAUUAUUGAAUUUCGAUAAUCAAGUAGGUAACUUCUGAAGGGAUUUGACAAUUGAGUGGGGAUAGGGACAAAAUGCUGUAGAGUUGGGACAGUUUGUAGUUAUAAAUUAGUUUCUUGACUACAGAAGAAACAUCCUUAACCUGUUUGAUUUUUGUUAUUUUAAAGUCUUUCUCUGCAUACUUGAAUGAUGAUGGUGUUAUGAAACUAAAAAUGAGGACUUGGUCUAGGGAGACAACCCCAGUAGCGUGUGGAACUCAUAAUUAGAUAAGUUUUCAUAUUGUGCCUGUGAUGUGCAGAGCCUGUGACAAAAUUCUCCAUUAGGCUAACCUCUUACGUUUAAAUACUUUAGGUUUUCUAGGAGGCCUUGGAAUAAUUGUAAGUUAAUAAUUUGGUAUUCUCAAAAGGGAUGCAUCUAAUGAUCCUUUUUCUUCAAAAUGUUACUUCUUGACUAGACAUAAAAUAUAUGUGGACACAAUAUGAUUUCUUGUAGCUACUGUGUAUGGAGAAAUACUGUUUCCAUUAAUUGUUAUAUGAAGUGCCUUUUUAAAUUUCACACUUGUUUAAAAGUUAACAUUUUGAUGUCUUGCAUAUGUUGCUGGUGAUAAGUGAAUUUUGUACAGUGAUUUUUAAUCUUGUAGUUUAUUCAUUUGUACAAUUAAUUGCACUAUCUAUAUGUACUCUCCUUCUGAAUGUUUUUUUAUAGCACUGUUUAUCCAUUUCAGAAGGUUGUAGAGUAUGUCCCUCCUUUAUUUAAAUAACUUCACAAUAGUACUUUUUAGUUAAUAGUGAUUGGCUCAGUUUUUUGGGCAUUAAGGCAGCUUUGUUUUCUAUCUGUAGAUUGUAGGCUUUCUGAUUGAGUCAUUUGUCUCCUAUCUAGCCAUGGUUACACAACUUAUAUUUGACAUUAGGAAAAAGUAGUAAAUUUGCCGACACUUUAUCUUUCUAUUUUUUUUUUAAGACUGUGUGACAGCUUCCUUAUCACUGUAAUUGCAAUUUAAACUUUUUAAAAUUGUGUGGCAGCUUCUUUAUCAGUAUAAUUUUAUUAUUUACUUAGUUCUCAAAAUUGCAUUUGAAGGGAGCAUGAACUCUUUCAGGCUACUUGGAUACUAUUUAGUAUAUCACAUUAGUACUGUACUGAGUGAUCUGAUUAGUAAUAUCCUUGAGGUCCCAAUACAUACAGGAUAAAUUCUCAAUUACCAAAUAUAAGGAGGUUGGAAUAGGCACAGUCCAGAAUCCCUUCUAGUUAUAAAAUUGGAUACAGAGUUGAAUGACAUGGAUGAACAGCAUUAAAUGCUACAUUCAGUAUUCUUGAGGAUGUAAUUAAUUGAUAGGGAUUCUAAUGAAGGGUUGAAAUUAUGGAUUAGAUCUUUGUAGAAAGAGUUUUAAAGAUUGCAAUAAUUGAAAACUUUUUUUAAAAAAAUGUGAGGCAUAUUUUGCCCGUGACUUGCACUAUUUAGGUUCCCUCAUCUUUUGAAAUUUAUAAUUUUUUACCUAAUGUUUACCACAAGUCCAAUGGUCAUAUCUGUAUGCAUCAGCCAGAUCCAUUCUAUAUAGUUUUUCAUUAGUGGAUACACUUAACAAAAAUAUACAGGCGGAAGUUAUCAGUAAACUGAUGAUCACUGCAUUGAAUGCAAAUAGUUAAUUUUUUCAGAUAAAACAAGUUUUGUAAGCCAUUAAAAUACCCUUAAUGAAAUUUUUCUUCCUGGGUGAAUGAUGAGAAUAUUGUUUUAUUACAUCUUUUUUCUCUUAUUGAUUAGUGGGAUGAUAUUUUUGUACUGCUUUGUCUUUUCAUUUGCUUGAUUUUAUAUAAUGAAAACUUUUUUAUAGUAUUGUUUGGUACCAUUGAAGUAUCUUAUUACUGGAAAUUAUGUUUGCUUACAGUUGGCUAUAACUGGAAGUAAUCAGAGUCCAACCAUGACCUUUUGAUGGUAGCAUAUCAGUUCAUUCUUUGUAUUCAUCUUUUCUUCUUUAUGUAACACCUCUUUCUACAAUGGUGUCUGAUCUUCCCUUAAUCUCUUUUAUGUAGAUUAUAUUUUUCAUUCCGGCCGUAUAACUAGCCAGGAUUUUGAUGUGGCUUUAUGUUUGUAUAUUUAAAUUCAAUGCCUUCGGCAUUAUUGUAAGAGAUUUUCUAGUUUUCUCUUAUAAUGUCUUUAAAAAAAAAAACAGUAGCGAGUCCAGUCUCUUAAACUAUUCCCCAUCUAUUGAACCUUCAUUAGUUUUUAAUGCUUUCUUGUUUAAUGGUAGUAUUAUUUUCUCAUUUCUAUAUAUUCUUCACACAAAUGUAUUAUUACAUAUAGUUUGUGGUCAAUUGCAUCUUUUCUCUGUAUAAAGAUUUUAGGGCCUUCACCAUGAAUUUAUAGUACAGUUCUGAGAUGUGUACUGUAUCUUAAAGUUAGCCAGUUUUCUCUAGGUCUUAAGGGCUUUACUGGUUUUGUUGAGGUAACUGUCCAUUUCAAAUGGUCUCUUAGACUUUCUGAUGCCUUGUUAAGAAUUCAACAAGAGUUCUCAGGUUGUCUGUACUUUUAGGACUUUGGAGCUCUCUCAAGUUGUAUUGAGUUUUCAUAUAUUCCUGAAUAUAUUCCUUGGUAGAGGUGAAGUAAAUGCUUUAUAUCUGGUAAUAAUUUUAAAAUUUUUCCUCUGACCUUAAGUAUUUCAAGGGUUAUUAUAUGAGUUUUGUUAGUUGUCCCUUUAUAAGACUAACUUUGAGAUGCUAUUUUUCCCCCAGGAGCUAUCAUAUGCUUUCUGUUUUGUUUCCCCCGCCCCCCGGCCCAUAAGAGUGGUUCUAUCACAGCAUUCAAUUUUAAGGGCUACAAUUAGACCUCUUGUUAACUCCCAUUUUUAUUUAUGAUGACUAUGUUUCACAAUACUUUCAUUUAUAAUGUAGUAAUGUGUUAAAAUAACUAGUUGGUUUGUGGUCAACUUUAUCUGUACUUAUUUUAAUUAGUGAAAUAACAAUGAUGUAAACGAUGGGGGCAAAACAUUUUUUGUCACCAGUUUUAAAUUUCCAGUUCUAUUUUUUAAACAUUUAUUUACAUUAAGCUUCCUGCUGUUAGGUGUGCAGCCCAUUCCUUUCUGUCUUGGGUAGAAUAUAGUUAAUUUGUAAUUAGUCUCAUUUAGAAUCUGAGCACAGAGUUGCAUGCAUGUUGGUCUUUGUUUAAUAGCUUGAAAGAGCACAUGUUUUCUUUUACUUUUGGCAAAAAUAUAUUUUGACAGAUCUUGGAAGCACCUUGAUAGCCUUGAGUCUAAUUGUCAUCUGCCUGAGAAGGAAGUAGAGGAGAGAAACUUCAUUUAUAGAACUUAUAUUUACUAGGCUGCUAAUUGCAAGGCACUCAAGGUGGACAUUCACCCUUAUUUUGUAGAUGAGGAAAUGAAAUUUACCAAUAAGCCACUUGUUCAAGCAGUGGAACUGAGCUUUGAAUACAGAUUCUAUUCCUUCAUAGUCUCAAGUCAACAUUGUACUAGGCUGCCUCCCUGUGUUUUUCAAGGUUCCACUCAAGUCUUACCUCUCUGAUUAGCUUAUUUGAGAUAUACUAAUCUUUGUCUUCCAUGAUAUACACUAAUCUUUGAUAUAUACCAGUAUUUGUAUUUGUCUGUACUCUCGUCCCUUAGUAUUUGAUGCCUUAUAUUAACUAAUUCCUGGUUAUUUCGCUUGUCAGAUAAAAAAAACCCGAACAUCUUAGUUCUCCCAUUGAAGAUUAUUCUUGAUGCAUAGUCAUUAGCUUCUCUUUCAUAUGUUGCUUAUUGCAUCCUACUUAUUUUCAGCACUGAUUAAGUCAGUGGUGGGGAAAGUCUGGCCCUCAGGCCACAUAAGGCUGUGAAAUCAUUUGGUCUGGCUCUGCCAAGGCAUUAGAGGUGAAUUAAUUAAAUGUUUGACCAAAUAAAGCAGGCUAAUUUUUAAGUUGAUAAUUUUGUACGGCCCGAGACUGAUGAUAUAAAUAUCCAACUGGCCCAUGGCAGAAAAAAGGUUCCCCACCCCUGGUUUAAGUAAUGGUUCUUACUGCUUUUUUUUUCUCUUUGUUCUGUCCUUUUUGUUACACCCAUUUUGUUUGAGAUAUACACUUAAACAUUUUUUUUACUGGUAGCUUGAGGAUAUUGGCUUAAUGGAAGGAAGGUAGAAUGAUGCGAAGCACAUGGUAUUUGAAUUCCAAACACCUUGACCUGAGUAUUAGCAAGUCACUUAUUUUCUGAGCCUCUGUUUUUCUACUUUCAAAUGAGGUAAUACCUAGAAAUACUUUGAAAACUCGAAAGCCCAAUAUAGAUUUUCUUCAGUAGUUCUGCUAUUUCUGUUCAUAUUGGUAGAUUUCUUGUUACUGUGGGAUGGUAUUGAAUAUAAAUACAGAUACAUUUUAAGAUGUAUUUAAUAGCAUGUAAUAGUUUUGUGUCAUCAGAUCAUGUUCUUGUUUUCAGUUUUUUAAGGCUGAAUUAGACUAUAUUGCAAGCCCAGCAAUGGACUCUGAUUGAAAGACAUUUAAAUAAAAUAGUCUCUUUUCUCAAGAGCAAGCUAAGAAAUGUUCAUAAUAAACGAUAAAAAAAUUAAAGAGAAUGUAGAAUGAAGAGCUAGGAUAUGUAGUUAUGUGUAUACAAUUUUUGAUGGGUGGUAUUUUGUCAUUUUGUGUCAGGGUUGAGAACAGUAAUCUUUUUAUUUGUCAAACAUCUCUCAAUAAUUGCCAUGGUCAGGCAGGUACUGAGGAAUGUCUGGGGAUGCUGGGAGUUAACACAUUGCGGACCAGUAGUUUUAUUGCUAGCUUUACCCAGUGGCCAGAUAAGUUUCUCUUGAAUGAGUACA